Messenger RNA from Indicator indicator, 459 nucleotides. RefSeq names its product microtubule associated protein 1 light chain 3 gamma (gene MAP1LC3C). The record is from RefSeq and is a predicted model, not a curated record. The transcript is spliced from 4 exons. Gene Ontology annotation, biological process: autophagy of mitochondrion; cellular response to nitrogen starvation; autophagosome assembly. Gene Ontology annotation, molecular function: ubiquitin protein ligase binding. The coding region runs from base 1 to 459 and encodes 152 amino acids. Gene Ontology annotation, cellular component: autophagosome membrane; cytosol; autophagosome. NCBI's taxonomy places the organism in Eukaryota, Metazoa, Chordata, Aves, Piciformes, Indicatoridae.
AUGGAGGCGGCGCUGGCGCCGGCCAGGCCAUUCAAGAUGAGGAAGAGUUUCGCCACCCGGCUAGAAGAAGUAGCAGGAAUCCGGGCGAAGUUUCCAACUAAAAUCCCGGUAAUUGUUGAGAGAUACCACAGAGAGAAGUAUCUUCCUCUCUUGGACAAAACCAAGUUUCUUGUUCCCGAGGAGCUGACCAUGACACAGUUCAUAACCAUUAUCAGAAGCAGGAUGGCUCUAACUGCUACACAAGCUUUCUACCUGCUGGUGAACAACAAAAGCAUAGCCAGUAUGUCCUUGACAAUGGCAGAAGUGUACAGGGACUACAAAGAUGAAGAUGGAUUUGUGUAUAUGACAUAUGCUUCCCAGGAGAUGUUUGGAUGUUUUUCACCUACAGCUGAAGGGGAAACUAUGGCACAACUUAAAACACUUCAGGUUGGGUCCGUGUGCUGCAGCAAAGCAAUUUGA